Molecule: messenger RNA, 6072 nt
Organism: Triplophysa rosa
Lineage: Eukaryota; Metazoa; Chordata; Actinopteri; Cypriniformes; Nemacheilidae
Gene: eif2ak3
Product: eukaryotic translation initiation factor 2-alpha kinase 3
Exons: 17
Coding region: 1008-4307 (1099 amino acids)
Biological process (GO): protein phosphorylation
Molecular function (GO): protein kinase activity; protein binding; ATP binding
Source: RefSeq, a predicted model, not a curated record
AUGUUGGUUGAGAAAUAAUUUUACAAGACCAUAAGGGGGCGCCAUAUUCACCGGCUAUAUCUAUCUUCAUAGAUAAAGAAAUUGUAGUAAAAUAUGAUUAGUAGUACUUUUUAAAAUGAAUAACUCAACCCGUGAUUUUUACAUUUUGAAUGCAGUACAAUUACAGUAUGUUACAGUAGUUUAGCAUAGUUAUUUUUAGUUUAUUAGUGUAAAUAGUAGAAUGUUGUACAAAAGAUGGGCUCUUUAGUAGCUUUAAACGGCCGGAAAUGGAAAUGUCAACGUGAUCUCGCGCUGUCUAUAAACAAACGGCCACGUCGUUAGUUCCAUCCGUGUACUUUUUGCCCUAUCGGUCCGAAGUGGGUUAUGUCCUCCAUUAGAAACCAUAGGCGCACUGAUCGUGAUUGACAGGCUCUCAGACCAAAGGAUGAACAAAUUUCUUUCGCGGCCUCCGUAAACAUACCAAUGAAACAACUCGGAGUCAUUACUGCAAUUUUAUUGGGUGAAGUUCUGAAUAAUAUCCUUCAGAAGGCGGGACCUACCCGCUUUGCUUCUGCUCGAAGACGCCUUUACUCCCGCCUCCAUUUCUCAGUCACAAGGGCAGCGCCCAAUGAUAUGAAGCGCCUUGUGGGCUGACCACGUCAACAGACUGAGCUGUGAAAGACAGCUGGAACACGCAAUCGAAAUCUGCUUAGUAGACGAGCCGUGAAGACUGACAGGCGCUCGCACCUGUCAGCGCAACCUGCAUGGAUUUACAUACGAGCGUUGGUCAUACGCAGCCAAUAGGCGUUUGGAUAUGGGGCGGGGCUUGACGUUACCACGGCGCGGACAACGUCAAGUAUAAAGGGAAUAACAUGGUGCUGUUGAGUGCGUGUUUACGUUAAGAGAAGACAACAGGAAAAUAUUAGAUAGCUUACGAAUUGCACAACGCCUUUUUAUAGUCUAGUUUUUAAAAUUCACCCCGCCUUUUGGUAUGUGAUUGCCUAACUACUCAUGUGCCACUUGUCCCAAUGGAAAGGGGGUUUCAGUUUGGAAACGUGUGCAUAUCGCUGCUUCUGUUGCUUGUUUUGAGAACGUUAACGGGCACUUUGCAAAGUCAGUCUCUCUCGGAGAGGGAACUCGAAGCGGUCCCGACGCCAGAUACAAAGGCGGCAGAAGAUGCUGCCGUUAUGGAGCGGGCACUGGACAGCGUCGGAGGAGCCCCUGGCAUCGGAGAAGUGACCGUAGAGGACGACGACUACGGCUCGACCGGAGACAGCGAGGAACCCUCUGGAGACAGCGACACAAACUUCUCUCAACGAAGGAGGGUUCUGGUGAUCAUCAGCACUUUGGAUGGAAGAAUCGCAGCUCUGGAUCCUCUAAACCAGGGACGCAAGCAGUGGGACCUGGAUGUUGGCUCAGGAUGUCUAGUCUCCUCUAGUCUCAGCAAACCUGAGAUUUUUGGGAAUAAGAUGUUCAUUCCGUCUUUGGAUGGAGCGUUGUUCCAGUGGAACAGGGAUCGGGAGAGUAUGGAGGCUGUCCCCUUCAGCGUCGAGUCCCUGUUGGACUCUUCGUACCGCAUCGGAGAGGAUACUGUGCUGGUGGGCGGCAAGUCCCUCACCACAUAUGGCCUAGGAGCAUAUAGUGGCAAGUUGAGGUAUAUUUGUUCGGCGGUGGGCUGUAGUCGGUGGGGGGAUGAGGAAGGGGAGCCAGAGGACGUUCUGCUACUCCAGAGAACACAGAAAACUGUCAGAGCAGUGAGACCCCGCAACGGCUUUGAGAAAUGGAACUUCAGUGUGGGAAACUUUGAGCUGAAAUUCGUCCCUGAGAUUCAGUCCAACCUCAACUUCCUGGAGGGGGAGGCGACUAACGGGGAGACAUGGCACGAGGUCCGACAUCAAGCACAACGCGUGAUCCAGGAGGAGAGCGACGCACAAACCAAAAAUCAUGCUAAAACGCAUUCAAACUCGCACGCUCAGGUAGAAGGUUUAGAUCUGGUCAUCAAAGUCUCUGUGCCAGAUUGGAAAGUCAUGGCCUUCAGCACCAAACCAGAAGGACAACUGAUCUGGGAACAUCAGUUUUGCACACCCAUUGCCUCUGCAUGGCUGGUGGGGGGUGGCAAGGUGACGCCCAUCAGUCUUUUUGAUGACACGACCUACACCGCCAACUCUGAUACUGAGACUCAGGAUGACGAUGACAUCAUGGAGGAGGCUCGGGGGGCCACGGAGUCCAGCGUUUACCUGGGGAUGUUUCAGGGUCAGUUAUACCUUCAGUCUUCUGUGAGAAACUCCGAGAAGUUUCCAUCAAAACCCAAAGCUCUUAACGGACGCGGGAGCAACACGGAUAUGAUACCACCGCCUACCGUCAAAUGGAAACCCCUCAUCCACUCUCCCUCUCGUACUCCAGUCCUGGUGGGCUCUGAGGAGUUUGAUAAGUGUCUGAAUAAUGAUAAAUUCUCUCAUGAGGAAUACAGCAAUGGAGCACUGUCUAUACUGCAGUACCCGUAUGAUAACGGAUACUACUUUCCAUAUAGUCCACGUUACCGCAGUCGGCGUGAUGAGACGGCAAUAAGUGUUUUGCUAAAGAAGGAUGGCGAGAACUCUCAAAUGAGAAGAAAAGACCCUGUGCUGCUCCUGCCGUGGUGGAAAGAGAUUCUGGGUACCAUCAUCUUCUGCAUCGCUGCCACCACCUACAUCGUCCGCAAGUUCUUCCAUCCACCCACAGCAUACGUACGGCAGCGGAAGGAGUCUGAGACACAGUGUCAGACUGACAGCAAGUUUGAAUUGGACGGAAAAGAGCCUGAAGAAGUUGUCAUCACCGAGACGCGUCCUAGUGAAUACGUCUCAAGAUACCUGACAGACUUCGAGCCCGUUCAGUGUUUGGGUCGUGGUGGAUUUGGUGUUGUGUUUGAGGCACGCAACAAAGUGGACGACUGCAACUAUGCCAUCAAGAGGAUCCGCCUUCCCAACAGGGAGUUGGCUCGUGAGAAGGUCAUGAGAGAAGUGAAGGCGCUCGCUAAGCUGGAACACCCAGGCAUCAUCCGUUACUUUAACGCUUGGCAGGAGAGUCCGCCUCAGGGCUGGCAGGAGGACAUGGAUAAACGCUGGCUUAAAGAUGCCAGUACUGCUGACUGGCUGCUGAGCUCUCCCGAACACAUGGAAGCAUUCUCAGUCAAAGUUCCUGUGGCCACUCCCUCUCCGGUGGACUCCUCGUGCAUGUGUGCGGCUGGCGGGGAUACGAGCGUGUGCGCAGGGGAUCAGGUGUGCGUGGACGGUCUGCUGCCGGACAGUAUGAUGUCAGAACGAGACAGCCAGGCCGAUCCAGAUGCUGUCCUGGAGGUCUCCAAUUCCCCCCACUCCUUCGAGCUCUGCCCUCCCCGUACGGUCGCUCACGGCGACUGCACUUCAUCCUCCUUCGAUAUCGUCUUUGAAGACUCAGGCUGUGAACACCAGGACAAUGACAGCGACCUCAGCGGAAGUACACCUGUGCCACCUGCGUGCCCCUCACGAUCUGGCUCCAAACCCCAGUGUUCAUCUACAGGGCCACCCUCUUCCUCGCCUCCACGGCCCACCUCUCUGAACCUGGCUCCCAGCACCCCCUGCUCUGCCGUACGACCACCGCUCACACCUAAAGUCUACCUGUACAUCCAGAUGCAGCUGUGCAGGAAGGAGAACCUGAAAGACUGGAUGGCACAGAGGUGUCUGCCCGAGCAGAGGGAGCACAUGCAGUGUCUGGAUAUCUUCCUGCAGAUUGCAGAGGCUGUGGAUUUCUUGCAUAGCAAGGGACUUAUGCACAGGGAUCUCAAGCCGUCUAAUAUCUUCUUCACCAUGGAUGACGUGGUGAAGGUGGGAGACUUCGGGCUGGUCACUUACAUGGAUCAGGAGGAAGAUGAUGAGGAUUUGAGCACCCUCACACCGAUGCCAGUCUACGCCCGGCACACCGGCCAAGUGGGCACUAAGCUCUACAUGAGCCCUGAGCAGCUGUCUGGGAAUUCUUACUCUCACAAGGUGGACAUUUAUUCGCUCGGCUUGAUUCUCUUCGAGCUGCUCUAUCCAUUCCGCACACAGAUGGAGAGAGUCAGGACACUCACAGAAGUCAGAGCUCUACAGUUUCCUGUUGCUUUCUGUAGGGCUAAUGUCCACGAAGCUCAGAUGAUACGCUGUAUGCUCUCCCGAAUACCCGCAGAGCGUCCCGAAGCCUCAGAAAUCACAGAGGCCCCUCUGUUCCAGGAGCUGGAGGUGCCUUGCAGAAUCCGACAACGUACUCGAACAUACAGCGCGUCAUCUGCAGGGCGACCUACACGACAGAUAUCCUCAUCAAACUCAAACUAGAACUCCCACUUAAAGACACGUACUGUGCCUCACCUGCGGGACGACAAACUCAACCUGUCACCACCUCUCAGCACACACAUCAUUCAGACAUCUUUUUACUAACUGUUAUUUCCAUAGCUGAAGCUCACCAGACUAACGGAUCAUUCCACUAACUUCUAAAACUGCUACACUGCGUCUCAUUCUCAACUGGCCUAUCGAGGCUGUUUUCCAGCUUACUUCAAUUUUUGCACUUCUUUGAAGUCAUUGUUGACCAAUCCCAUGAUUCCCAGCUCUGUUACCAGAAGAAUCAUUCUUGCACAUUAACCGUUGCUGUAAGAGGAGAGUUGAUGAUCUGCCUUUGGAUGCCGUUUACUCUGCAUGUCUUAAACAGGAAGUCGUGCAAUGCGGGCGUUCCCGUCUGAACAGAAAGUGUACAAGUUAUUUUCCUCCUCUAAUGUAUAUAGGUUUAAAUACGAAUCAAGCAAGAGAGACUUUGUAAGCUUUAAAGGUGCUCCUUUAAGACUGAACGCACAAGUUACGAGGCAUUAGAGCCACUCGCUGUUUACGGGUAAACAGUUGGUGGUGAAGGUGUGCUGUAAUUGAUGAGAAAUGAGACAGAAAUGUUCAAACUGCCUUUAAGCUGGAGACACGAAUGACAUGUUUUUGAAUACGGUCAGUAUGAAGCUUCUGCGCUGUCAGGUUGAGAAUUGAAGAGCGAAUUGAAACCAAGAAAACGUUCUGUAAAAUAUUUCCCUCAUUAGCACCCAAAUGUAGUUUACAGUAUCUCUGAUUGUUUUGAAAUGAAUUUUCACAGUCUGAAGAAGAAAAGCUUUGACUAGUCACAUGAUUUGAAAGGAUACAGCCAGAGCAAUCCCUUCGACCAAAUAUUCAACAUAGCACCCUUAAUUGUAACAUAUCAGGUAAUGUUUUUUCUUAUCAAUUUUGAUUAGAAGGACCGAUGUCAUUUUCUUUUGUACAUGAUGACAUUUUAUGUAUAUUAACUGCUUUUUACACGACUUUUUUCGAUUUCUAUGGACUUUUUUUCCUAAGAAUGAUCAAAGGUGAGAGAGAAUGGAUAAUCUACGGUUAAAUCUUAACUGAUCUUUAUGGUGAUGUGAUCGGUAAGGUCUCAUCUGUGCUAAACUCUGUCUGAUCUAUAGACGUGUUUGAAGAGCACCUUCAGGAGCAGCUUCUGUAUGUAUGUGAAUACUGGUGUGUUUUCUGGACAGGCCAUUAUGCUGCAGAACGGACAUGAGAUUAUGACCUCUGACCCUUAAACACGAUAUCAACCAAUUUGAGGAUGCUGUGACCUGUAAUCCACAUUGGGGACUCUUUGUGAACCCUCUAACCUGUAGCAAAGCCCUUCCAACACAUUUUUUUUUCUGUCUAAUGAACAUCAGUUCUGUCACAAAUGGCAUCCUUGUGUUUAGGUUCAUUUUAGUGACUGCUGUUUUUGAUCAUGUCCAGCUUGUGUCAUUACGGUGAAUGUAGUGUUUAGUUAGUUUAGUUCUGACACAAUUCAGUUUCCGACACGUUCAUUGGCUGCUGUCUUUUUUGUUUUCCCUGUGAGUGCUGAAAUGCCAGUUUCAUGUUCCUUCAGCCCAGCCAUGUCUCCAGCCGUCUAUGUAAAUAUGUUUAUUUGUUUUUAUUUAUGUUCACUGCUUAAAUCAAUCCAUUGGAUUGGUUGAGUUAUAAAUAAGGUAUAUGAAUGCACUUCAUCCAGUGGAGUGCGUUGAAAUAUUGAGACUUCUUACAAGUCAGAAUUUAAUAAACAUUCUAUGAUGUU